AUCAUUUACAUACUGAAGGAUUAGUAGAACGAAUUCAUGGUAAUACUGAACGUGCAGCUAUAAGAGAAAGUAAAGUCUUUCUUGAUUCAAGUGAAAAAACCUAUACUUCUGUUUACAAUGAAUUUAAAGAACAUUUUUAUAUUGAACAUAGUAAUACUGAAAAUAUUAUAUCUUAUUUUACAUUUAGAAGACUUUGGCAUGAAAUAAUACUGCAUCUUAAAUUUCAACCACCUGCAAGCGAUUUAUGUGAAGUUUGUGAAAUGUUAAAAGCCAAAUUAAUCAUAGCAAAAUCUAAUAUAGAUGAAUAUGAACAAGUUAAAAGUGAAAAUGAACUUCCUGAAGGUGUUUCAAAAG
Racocetra persica is the source of this 354-nucleotide messenger RNA. The record is from the annotation of a GenBank genome assembly. Lineage: Eukaryota; Fungi; Glomeromycota; Glomeromycetes; Diversisporales; Gigasporaceae.